CUCUUUUAGGCAGAAAUAAUGUAUAGCAGUUGGAGGAUGCAUUAAGUACUCAUUCAGAAUGUUCUCUCUACUUUCCAAAACAAAAGAAAACCUUCUGCAGUCUUUUAAAGACCUUUAUUCCCAUGAAUCUGAAGAAAAAUAACAUUUAAAAGAGAGCAAUUAUUGUGUGUAGUUUGGGGUGAGGUAUGUAAAAGAUAAGCAGGUGGCUUGAACAGUUUUUAUGUAAUGAUGUCUGAUCUAAUUGAAAAGUGAGCAAAGGUCUGAUUUUUUGUUUGUUUUAGGAGCGAAGAAAGGGGAGAGAAGGAAAGAGAUUUAUGUCUAUCGAGCUGUGCAUUAUUUUUCUGCUCCUGAAGGCCAUCUGCUAAACCAGGUGGUUUCUUGUAAAACAAGAUAGGUCAGGAUGAAAAUGCAGAUAAAGAAAAGUUAAUCUUUUACUACUUAAAUAUUGCAAGGGAUUACAAUUUAAGACUGCCCCUGGUCUGUAAUCUGUUUGAGGCUUAAGGCAGUGUGGAAGGACAGUAAAGAGAUUCUUCAUAAAAAAGGGGGUGCCCUUCAGUAUGAGAGGGAAGAAGUGUGAGGUAGCGCUUUCAUCUUCUGAAAGCCUGCUAAUUAAAACACUAACUAGAACAGGCACAGAGAGAUUUGCUGCCCAUGUGGUUUAACUCCCCUGUCUCCUGAGAUUGGUGCUGGUGACGAUUGUUCAACGUUAAGAGGAGGACGAGGGAAUGGUAUACAGAUUAACAAAUUGUUCAAUUUAAAAAUAAAAUAUAUAAAUAAAAAAGAGAUAAACGUGGGAGGCAGGGAAGGGAAGGAUUCUGUAUGGCGAAGGGGUUUCAGCAAGAAAGGAAACCUCAGGAAAACGGGACGCUGGUGUGGUCCAAGAAUCAUAAAUUUCAGGGAAUGGGAUAGUGGUGGCGAGAAUAGAUCCGGGAAACAGUAAGAGUAGACUAGCAGUGUCGCAUUUCUUUGCAUAGCGAAGCGCGGGAUUUACAAAUGUUCAAAUUAGCCAAUGGAGCUUGGCUUCUUCUCAUAAGCCAAUCAGAGAGAGGAUAUUUUUCUAUAAAUACCUCUAGAGCACUACACUCUUUUAUUUGAAGUAGAGAGAGCGUGCGUUUUCUGAAAUGGCCAGGACCAAGCAGACCGCCCGUAAGUCUACUGGUGGCAAAGCCCCCCGUAAGCAGCUGGCUACCAAAGCUGCUCGGAAGAGCGCGCCUGCCACUGGGGGAGUGAAGAAACCUCAUCGUUAUCGGCCCGGCACUGUUGCCUUGCGAGAGAUCCGCCGCUACCAAAAAUCUACUGAGCUGCUCAUUCGCAAGCUGCCCUUCCAGCGCCUGGUCCGUGAAAUCGCCCAGGACUUCAAAACUGAUUUGCGCUUUCAGAGCUCGGCUGUUAUGGCUCUACAGGAGGCGAGCGAAGCCUACUUGGUGGGGCUCUUUGAGGACACCAACCUGUGUGCUAUUCACGCCAAGAGAGUCACCAUCAUGCCUAAAGACAUCCAGUUAGCCCGGCGUAUCCGGGGUGAACGGGCUUAAAGGCUGUACCGCUGCAUUCUGACUACUUGAAUACUCCAAAAUACUCCAAGGCUCUUUUAAGAGCCACUACAUGAGCAUUGAAAAGAGCUGUAACACGCCCAUAACGUGUAUCCUUUAAUCACAAGACGUCACUGUUGCUGCUUACCUAAAUUA
This is a messenger RNA of Chrysemys picta bellii (western painted turtle), 1685 nucleotides long. The record is from RefSeq and is a predicted model, not a curated record. NCBI's taxonomy places the organism in Eukaryota, Metazoa, Chordata, Testudines, Emydidae.